Messenger RNA from Strongylocentrotus purpuratus (purple sea urchin), 1008 nucleotides. RefSeq names its product actin-related protein 2/3 complex subunit 5-B. The record is from RefSeq and is a predicted model, not a curated record. Lineage: Eukaryota; Metazoa; Echinodermata; Echinoidea; Camarodonta; Strongylocentrotidae. The transcript has 4 exons. Gene Ontology annotation, biological process: Arp2/3 complex-mediated actin nucleation; regulation of actin filament polymerization; cell migration. Gene Ontology annotation, molecular function: actin filament binding. Gene Ontology annotation, cellular component: actin cytoskeleton; cytoplasm; Arp2/3 protein complex. Bases 84 to 536 code for a protein of 150 amino acids.
CAGCAAUACGCCUACUAAUCAGGAAGAACAUCCAGUGCGAGAGAAAAGGAUCAGGGAGUAGGAGACCAAUAAUAUCUAUCACAAUGUCUAAAAGUACAAGUACAACAAUUUUUCGUAAAGUAAAUAUAGAUGAAUUUGAUGAAAAUAAUUACCAAGAUGAAGUGGUAGAGGCCGAUCAAGUCGCUGUACCAGCCGAAGAAGAAAUUGAACGACUACUGAACAGUAAGAAGAAUGUUGAUGCAUUGCAGCUUCUUCUGCGAAACGCACCAAUCACGUCAAAGAACCAAGUAGAUAAAGACAAGGCACACCAACUUGUGAUCAGAGUACUCACAAUGUUCAAAGCAUCAGAGGUCGGCGAUGCGGUGAACUCAUUAGAUAGCAACUCCAUCGAUAUUCUGAUGAAGUACAUCUACAGAGAGUUUGCAGCACCCUCAGAGAAAAGUGCAAGCGUCUGCCUGACAUGGCAUGAAAAGGUAUAUGCAGUUGGUGGUGUAGGCUCAAUCAUCCGAGUAUUGACCGACAGGAAAGGGGUUUGAUUAUUUCCAGCUUCAGACUAGUAUAUUUUGAUCUUUUUAUAUACCUGAUUCUAGUCAACAAACGUGCCACAAUUACAAAUGUCGAGUUUUGUAAGGUGGAUCUGUAAUGCCACAUUUCCUUUCAUUCUUUAGUAUGCAUUCCAUCUGCAUUUAUGUUUAGUAGGUCUAAGUUAAGUACAGUGUGAGUCAGAAAACAAGAAAUCCCAGCCUAUUCCAUGAUAUCUACAUCAUAGGCUACAUGGACUACUUGGAAACACCAGAUUACAACUAUCUUUAGAGUUGAACAUGGGGUUCCUUUUUUACGACUCACAUUGUAUAGUCAUAUCAAAAGACAUUUUUUUAGCCUUUUGGACAUUAGCUGUGAUCGCUUCACUCAAUCAUAUGGCACCAUAAAUAUAUUGGAUUCUGUAGAACAGUAUAAGAUUGAAUUUCGGGUAGGUUGUUCUAAAAACAAAAUAUUGAUUUGAAUUGA